Molecule: messenger RNA, 2124 nt
Organism: Malurus melanocephalus (red-backed fairy wren)
Lineage: Eukaryota; Metazoa; Chordata; Aves; Passeriformes; Maluridae
Product: myosin regulatory light chain 2, smooth muscle minor isoform
Exons: 4
Coding region: 100-618 (172 amino acids)
Cellular component (GO): cytoplasm
Molecular function (GO): calcium ion binding
Source: RefSeq, a predicted model, not a curated record
UCCUGCCSGGCUGGGCGGCGGCCGCUCCGUUCUCCGGAAGUGUCGCUCCAGCCGCUCCGUGACCGGGACCAUCUGCCGCUGCCCGAACCAACAGCCACCAUGUCGAGCAAAAGGGCAAAGACCAAGACCACCAAGAAGCGCCCUCAGCGCGCCACUUCCAAUGUAUUUGCGAUGUUUGAUCAGUCGCAGAUCCAGGAAUUCAAGGAGGCCUUCAACAUGAUCGACCAGAACAGGGAUGGCUUCAUUGACAAAGAGGACUUGCACGACAUGCUCGCCUCCCUUGGAAAGAAUCCAACRGAUGAAUACCUGGAUGCCAUGAUGAACGAGGCUCCGGGCCCCAUCAACUUCACGAUGUUCCUCACAAUGUUUGGUGAAAAGUUGAAUGGCACUGACCCAGAGGAUGUAAUCAGGAAUGCUUUUGCUUGCUUUGAUGAAGAAGCAACAGGGUUCAUCCAAGAAGACUACCUGCGGGAGCUGCUGACCACCAUGGGGGACAGGUUCACRGAUGAAGAGGUGGAUGAGCUGUACAGAGAGGCCCCCAUCGACAAAAAGGGCAAUUUCAACUACAUUGAAUUCACACGCAUCCUGAAACAUGGAGCAAAGGACAAGGAUGACUGAGCAAGUCCCUGGAUACCUGCAGAUUAUCUCUACACUUACRUUUAUUUUUAACCAUUUCUUCCUGAUAGAACUUGUUGCAUGCAUUUAGCUUCARAGCUUUUUUCUUUUUCAAUAUAUUUAUCUAUUCCAGGCCAUUUAGGCACAUUUGCACCUGUAAUCAGACUGGAAACGGGGAAAAUAUUGUGAGGGAAAAGCUAUGGGACAAACAUUCCCUGGAGUUGGUUGUCCAGGAAAAUAAUCUCAAUGUUUCUGGUUUAGCUGGAUUUUUACAUUUUUGUAAUAAAUGCCAUUUUGAAAUAAAGAUUGCAAUAUAGAUAAAAUACCUCAAAAUCUUUUUGUGAAGAAUCACAUUUCUAUUAUGCAUUUACAAAUGCAGGUGUUUUCAGUGUAUUUUUCUUGCAGUUGCAAGUCAAGCUAGAAAACUCAUUUUUACAGUGUUUUGUUCAGUGUCACAGGGUUCUGAAAUGCUCGUAGCAGCAUCUGCUGGCYUCUUAAAAAAUGUAGCUGCAGAAAUCCUUCAGGUUUUUGAAGUGGGAUCUGACUACUGUGUAAGUAGUUAAGGAAAGAAAUAGUUUGGGAAGACUGUUCCAAUUUCCAUGGCCAGCAGAGAACAUGUGAUUCUUAAGCAGAUGCCAUGCCCAGCUUUUGCUUCCUUUYAAUACUGAUGGGUUUUCUAGCAGUACUUUCAUGUCAAAGUGUGCAUUCCUGUUUGCUAAGUCUUUAUGCUGACAGUGAGUGGGAAUUAGGCAUAUUUUCUCCCUUCUGCUGAAGGAAGCUUGUGCCAGGGAAUCUGCUGGUACUAAUUAACAGCAAUACAUGGCYGGAAAAUUUAUAGAAAGCUUUAUUGUUCUACAUCUAAUUCACUUGUAUGUGAGAAUGUGAGCCAAAUCGUUCUAAGAAUUCACUUGGUAAAACCCUAUAGGUGCUGAAGUAGGUCUCACUUUUUAAAAUAUCAUACAUAGUCCUCAGUUAUAUUGAUAAGAUGGCUUUGAACCAAGCACAGUCAGUCAUUCAGAACUGGUUGUGCUGAUGUUGCCUCAAAUACAAAGAAAAGAAGAUUGUUUUUGUAGUUCUUGGUUUGGCAGUGCUCUUCUGUGUGCCUCAUUCUYUUGGCUACUGCAAGUUAAAAGCAGAAGGAAGAAUUUAUUUUGCCUAUGUAUUUAUCAACUAAAAUAAUGACGUCUGACCUAGAAAGCAUGUCCUCAGCUAUAUCACAUGACUUAAGACCCCAAGGAAUGGGAAUUCAGUGCUGAAGGGCUGUAAAGGCUCUGAUGCUUAUCCUGUAAGGUGGGUUUGUCUCAUUUCAUGUGCAGUAGCAUGAAGGCUUAAGGUUACUUAAUCUUGCUUGUGUUCCCAUAUGGCAGUUCUGGAGGAUAUUCUGGCUUUGGAUUUGUAAAUAACUUUACACAGUAUACUCAGUUGGCAUACUUGGACUAUUUUUUAAUUUUUUAUUCCAGGGUGGUUUUUUCCACUUACAGGCUUGAUUAAAAUUGAWUUUUCAACCAU